Esox lucius (northern pike) is the source of this 2514-nucleotide messenger RNA. RefSeq names its product leucine-rich repeat-containing protein 3B. Gene Ontology annotation, cellular component: plasma membrane. Bases 770 to 1624 code for a protein of 284 amino acids. The transcript is spliced from 2 exons. Gene Ontology annotation, molecular function: protein binding. The record is from RefSeq and is a predicted model, not a curated record. Lineage: Eukaryota; Metazoa; Chordata; Actinopteri; Esociformes; Esocidae.
AAUAAUUUGUGUUUUUUGUCACAGAUGCACCUGCAAUUAGUGCAUUGACAAUUUGGCCUAUUUGGAUCUCCAUCAGUUGCUUCAUGUUGCUUUAAAAACUGAAAUAUCAAAGUGUUAAUUCUCAGACCUCUUUUACAGCUGACCCAUAUAUACUGCUAAUUGGCCAUCAACAGAAUGUGAGCUCUGCAGCUGUUUGUCAUUCAGCUACUUAAAAGUAACACUCCAUUUACAUGUGGUUUCCGUUUUUCCACCCGGGUGCAUAGUGCAAAUAACAAGACAAAAGGGUGGUGGAAGUCAAUCUGCCAGUCGGGCAAAAGGAAGAGAGGCAGCUAAUAUGGCCUCCCUUUUAUAGUCGCAGUCCAAGCCUUCCCCAGUGAACCACGGCAGCUGACAACCCUCCCAGCUCUGCCCACCAGCCUCCUGCAACAGGCAUACAAUCAAUCAGGAAAGCCCAGCAGACAGUGUGGGAGGGACUUCAACGUACAUAUAAUGUAUAUGUUUAUAUAAUGUCUAUGGAUGUGUGCGUUUAUGGACGUGUGUGUCUAUGGAAUGGCACACAAGUGCGAAGACAGUUUUGGGGGAUUUAUCUUGCUUCUGAGAAACUUCCCCUACCAGCAGUAUACGGUGCAGUAUAUUAGCAUGUGAACAGCAACCCAGUGACACUGUUGUUUUGGCUCGGUACAUCCAGGACAAUGGACUAUAAAUAAAACAAAGAUGAAGAGGGCGACUGGCCGGUGAAGCUGUGACCUAUGCAGGGUUGUCUUGGCUGAUGGUCCAAGGGCCGGGUUCCUCCAGGAGGGUAUGCCUGUACCCCACCAUGCCCUUGCCGGCAGAAUGGCCGAUGGGCCGCUUCGCAGUGGCAUGCCUGCUGCUGCAUAGUCUGACGCUGACCUCCACUGCUACGGGCCUCCGCCGGGAGACCGCUGGAUGCUCUGAGAGCUGCUACUGCUCCGAGGCGGCCGACGGCGGGCGGACGGUGCGCUGCAGCAACAUGCACCUGGCGGAGGUCCCGCGCGACCUGCCCAACGACACCCGUCGACUUUACCUGGACGGCAACCUCCUAGUCACCAUCCCCAGUGACGCUUUCGCUGGGCUUGGUUUGCUCAGCGAGCUGGACCUCUCGCACAACGAACUGACUCACAUGGAGCCCGGUGCCUUCCGGGGUCUGGCGCGCUCUCUGAGGAGCCUGGACCUGUCCUCCAACAGGCUGACCACACUAGAGCCGGAGGUCCUGGGCGGUCUGAGGGCCCAGGCCAACCUCACCCACAACCCCUGGCACUGCGACUGCCGCUUGCAGGUGUCGAUGCCCCGGCUGGACCUUGACCCGGCCUCGCUAGCCGGCGUGGUGUGCCACACCUCGGAGCCCAAGGAUGCCGGCAUAGACAUGGGAGUGCCCUUCGUCAUGGUGGCGGCUGACCUGGACCUGUGCGGCGGGGUCAAGAGGACCACGGACGUGGCAAUGCUGGUGACCAUGUUUGGCUGGUUCGCCAUGGUCAUCUCCUACCUUGUAUACUAUGUCCGGCACAACCAGGAGGACACUCGGAGACACUUGGAGUACCUCAAGUCCCUGCCCAGCAAACAGGGCGGGCCAGUAGAGACAUCAAUACUCAGCACUGUGGUGUGAUGUCGGGGAGCGCCAGGCAUGGGCUCAAAUGCAUUCUGUCAGGUGCGUUCAUGUGCUGGAGGCAUGUUGGAUUUAACUUGAUUUUAGUACUUGGAGAAUUUGUUCGUUGGGCACUUUUCAGUUGUGGUAGGGAGGGCUAGUAGGAAUGCAGCUGUAGCGCUUGAAAGUACUUUCACGUGCGUUUCCCCAGGUCAGGUAGAGAUGAAGGAAGUAGGACCCAAAUGCCUCAGAAGGAUAAAAAAAGGAAGCCCAAAAUUGGAAAUCGACCGGAAUACUACUGUACAUAAUUUCAAUAUCUCCAUUGCCAGUCAUAUCACACUAAUAAUUCUUCCUAUUAAUGUAGGUAAUCAUUGCAAGAAAGAAAUAUGUUUAACUUAAUAUUUUAAUUGCAUUGGUGAAAUCAGUCCCUUCAUAAGACAUUCUGUAGUUCUAUCAAAACUUUGUUGAAACAUUAUCAAAUGCAUAACUAUUCCACAUUUGACUGCCUCCCAGGGCACUGUUUUAUUACAUAUUCAGGAAUGCAGGUUGUCAUGAGAAAUGCCCAAAUUAGUGACAAUGCUGUACUUUUGCUGUCAUUAUAACCAACUAUGUUCCUCCAGCUACAGCCAUUGAAUGUUGGAUCUUUAUUUUCUGGAUGAGAACCUAUGUAACCCUCAAUUGUUUUACCUGAAAUAAUAAAAAGUGAGUUAUUAACUUCUUUUUUUAUUUUGGCUGUUUUGUACUGAACAGUAAAGUAAAAGUCAUGCAAGCCUGUUUGAAUAUAUCACCUUUUUAUUUUACAUUGUAAAUAAGAAAUAUAAAUAGCAUUAAUAUCACAAGGUCUAACAACUUGUGAUAUAUAGUACUUUUGGAUGUAUUUUUUUUUUUAUUUCUUUCAAACCUCAAAUUCC